AUGUCUGAAAUGACGACAAACGCAGCAAGUGACGAUACAUUAAUUCGAGAUUCACAAUUGAGUGGAUUCGCUUCAUUUAAAGAACGUUUAGGUUUUUGUUGUUGUCGAUUAGUAAAAAAGACUCGUACAUAUGAUUUAUCAUCAGCAUCAAAAGAUGUUGAAGAACAACAAGAUAAACCAUCUUAUGUAAAUCAAGCAUUUCAAAGAGAAAAACAAGCAAGAAAAGAUAAAUUAGAUAAAAUAGCAAGAACCUUGCCACAGUCAACCUCCAAUGGGUUUCAAGGAACACGAACACCAACUUCAAAUACACAAACUCCAACACGUUCAUUAACAACAAUAACACAACAAACAGCACGUUCAAAUAAUAAUUCAACACCAACACGUGCACCAAUGAAUGCUAAAACAGGAAUAGCAACAUUUAAUAGACCAUCACCAUUAGCUGCAAAUACAAAAAUUAAUAAAAAAGAUUCUAAUGAAACAAGCACAGAAGAAGACUCAAGUGAAGAAGGAAGUACAACUGAAGAUGAUAAUUCAUCUGAAUCUGAUAAUGGACGUAAUAAAAAAGGUCCAGUUAAAAAAGCGAAUACACGACGAUAA
Messenger RNA from Adineta steineri, 597 nucleotides. The record is from the annotation of a GenBank genome assembly. NCBI's taxonomy places the organism in Eukaryota, Metazoa, Rotifera, Eurotatoria, Adinetida, Adinetidae.